Zophobas morio is the source of this 3028-nucleotide messenger RNA. It is a transcript of the gene garnet, whose product is annotated as AP-3 complex subunit delta-1. The transcript is spliced from 13 exons. NCBI's taxonomy places the organism in Eukaryota, Metazoa, Arthropoda, Insecta, Coleoptera, Tenebrionidae. Gene Ontology annotation, cellular component: presynaptic endosome; membrane coat; endosome membrane. The record is from RefSeq and is a predicted model, not a curated record. Gene Ontology annotation, biological process: Golgi to vacuole transport; synaptic vesicle membrane organization; protein targeting to vacuole. Bases 112 to 2841 code for a protein of 909 amino acids.
CGUUCCCCCUGAUAAAAACACUGUGAUAUGAAAGAAACAAAAGUUGAAUCGUUUGGAUCGAAUAAUCACACCAGCUGGAAGUUUUGAAACUUCGACCUUUUCAGCCCCACAAUGGCUUUAAAGAAGGUCAAAGGUAAUAUAGAACGUAUGUUCGAUAAAAACCUGACGGAUCUAGUCCGUGGGAUACGUAAUAACAAGGAAAAUGAGGCCAAAUAUAUCUCGCAAUGUAUGGAAGAUAUCAAGCAGGAGCUUCGUCAGGACAAUCUUUCGGUUAAGAGCAACGCGAUAGCUAAAUUAACUUAUUUGCAAAUGUUAGGGUAUGAUAUUUCGUGGGCUGGGUUCAAUAUAAUUGAAGUGAUGAGCUCGAGUAAGUUUACGUUAAAAAGGAUAGGUUAUUUAGCUGCUAGUCAAUCAUUUCAUUGUGAUUCCGAGUUGCUAAUGUUGACCACUAAUAUGAUUAGGAAGGAAUUGAACUCUCAAAAUCAGUAUGAAGCUGGUUUGGCCUUGACGUCUUUAAGUUGUUACAUUAGUAUGGACUUAGCAAGAGAUUUAUCGAAUGACAUUUUAACUUUGUUGAGUUCUACAAAACCAUACAUUAGGAAAAAAGCAGUACUGAUGAUGUAUAAAGUGUUCCUUAAAUAUCCAGAAGCGUUGCGUCCAGCUUUUCCCAAACUGAAAGAAAAGCUCGAAGAUCCAGAUCCCGGUGUUCAAUCAGCUGCUGUAAACGUAGUUUGCGAACUGGCUAGAAAAAAUCCAAAAAAUUACCUAAGUCUAGCCCCUGUCUUUUUUAAAUUGAUGACGACAAGUACAAACAACUGGAUGCUAAUAAAAAUUAUCAAACUGUUUGGUGCCCUAACCCCAUUAGAACCUAGGCUAGGUAAAAAGUUGAUCGAACCUCUUACCAAUCUCAUACAUAGUACGUCAGCAAUGAGUUUGCUCUACGAGUGUAUAAACACUGUUAUAGCCGUUUUGAUUAGCAUUUCCACUGGGAUGCCAAAUCAUGCGGCUAGUAUACAGUUGUGUGUGCAAAAGUUGAGGAUUUUGAUUGAGGAUUCUGAUCAAAAUUUAAAAUAUUUGGGCUUGUUGGCUAUGUCUAAAAUUUUGAAAACUCACCCAAAGAGUGUUCAAGCUCAUAAGGACCUGAUUUUGCAAUGUUUGGAGGAUAAAGACGAGUCGAUACGUUUGAGAGCGCUGGAUUUGUUAUAUGGCAUGGUGUCCAAAAAGAACCUCAUGGAAAUCGUGAAAAAGCUCAUGCUCCACAUGGACAAAGCCGAGGGCACCAUCUACCGCGACGAGCUCCUCAGCAAGAUCAUCCUCAUCUGCUCCCAGAACAACUACCAAUUCAUAACCAACUUCGAAUGGUACGUGACCGUGCUCGUCGAGCUCGCCCAGAUGGAGUUCGGCUCGAAGCAAGGCCACGUCAUCGGCGCCCAACUCAUGGACGUCUGCAUCCGCGUCCAGGCCAUUCGUCCGUUCGCCGUCUCCGAGAUGGCCCAGCUCCUCGAAGUCUACUCCUCCACGUCCCAGUUCACCAUCAUGCAGGAGGUGCUGUACGCCGCCGCCUGGCUCUGCGGCGAGUUCGCGAACGAGCUCAAAGAGCCCGAGACCACCCUGCGCGCGAUGCUCAAGUACAAAUCCCUGCCGCAGCACAUCGAAUCGGUGUUCAUCCACAACAUAAUCAAGCUGUUCGCGCACGUCAUGCAGGAGUACGAGGCGGGAGGGCGGUUGGAGGAGGUACUGGAGCUGUGCGACGUCAUCGCCGCCAAGCUCCAGGAGAGCGUGAAGUCGGCCGAGCUGGAGGUGCAGGAGAGGUCGAGCACGUCGCUGGUGAUCAUCGAGAUCGUGAAGGAGGAGCUGGCGAAGACGAGGCAGGAGCGGGUGAUGGAGAGCGAGGACCCGCUGGAGGCGGCGGAGGAGACGGUGGCGGCGAGCUUGAUGACGCUGUUCUCCGGGGAGCUGAACCCGGUGGCGCCGAAGGCGCAGAAGAAGGUGCCGUUGCCUGAAGGUCUCGACCUCGACGCCUGGAUCAACGAACCCCCCGAAGAGUCCGACUCCGAGAGCGAGCCCGAAGUCAUGGACAACCUCUUCGUUAAAUCGGACAAGCUCGAGUAUUCUCGCUCGGAGCGAUAUCAUCCGGAACCGACCGAAGAGGAGCUUCGGCGAAGUCGGGAAGCGCGGAAGUACGAACUGCAGAACAAUCCUCACUAUCUGAAGGGCGCGGACGGGGAUAAGAACGCCAAUGACAAUAAUAAUGUCGACAACAUUCCCGUGGCGGAGAUCGACCUGAACGUUCCGUUGAAGGUGGUGGGGCAGAAGCGGUCGGAUAAGUAUCUGAGCAUGAACGCCAGCAGAAAGAAGACGAAGAAGAAAAGUAAGAAGAAGAAGCACAAGUCGGAGAGCUCGUCGGACGAGGAGAACCCGGCCGAGGGGCCUGUGGUGGAGGUGAAGCGGGAUUUGGAGCUGCCGGAGGGGGCUACGUUGUCGGACUCGGAUAGCAGUCACGGGCACGUGGAUGAUCCGCAUCGGGCGCUGAAUAUAGACUUGGAUUUACCUCCAGUAUAUGAAACGACGUCAACGACCACGAAAGUGGAGGCGAAAGAAGAGGAGAAGAAGGUGAAAAAAGCUAAGAAAAAGAGCGACAAGCCAAAAGACGCUGAGAAGAAGUCCGAGAAGAGCAAGCACCGCGAAAAGGGCGGCGGCGACGCGAAGAAAGCCAAGAAGCCGAAAAAGGAGAAGAAGGAGAAGAAAGAUAAAGACGGCAAGAGCAAGAGUAAGAAGAAGCCGACAUCUGGAUACGAAGAAGCGCUGGGAAUUUCAACACCUAGCAAAGAAUUUCAGUGAUUCCGUGCCCGGUUCAAUACUCGUUUUUCUCUCUUUCUAAUGUAUUUUUUGUGUUAAACAGCUUGGAUUUAUGUUAUCGAGAUGCAGAGGAUUCAGUUAUUCACAAAUCAUUUUAUAAUCAUUGGAAAUUAUAAUUAAUCAUGUUAUUGUAAUAUUGUUUAUUGAAGAAGCGAUAAAGAAAACUAAA